Daucus carota subsp. sativus is the source of this 2529-nucleotide messenger RNA. Its product is annotated as receptor-like cytosolic serine/threonine-protein kinase RBK1. Gene Ontology annotation, molecular function: ATP binding; protein kinase activity. Gene Ontology annotation, biological process: protein phosphorylation. Bases 154 to 2415 code for a protein of 753 amino acids. The transcript is spliced from 6 exons. The record is from RefSeq and is a predicted model, not a curated record. NCBI's taxonomy places the organism in Eukaryota, Viridiplantae, Streptophyta, Magnoliopsida, Apiales, Apiaceae.
UUUUGUUUGAGGAUAUAUUUGGUGGUUCUUGAGUUGUGGUCAACCAAUUAAUGUUCUUCAUCCUAUUCCUAUACAUAACUCCUCUGUGUUUAGCCCAAUAUAUCUUGCUAUAAUAUUGUUGUUUUUAUUCUGGCUGUAUUCUUUCUUCUUGCAAUGACACAAGAUUUGGCAUUUCUAUAUGGAUAUACAAACAUCACUGUAAAUUUAGCAAUUAUUCUUAUUACCAUCUUGAAUAUCGUGGUUUAUAUGCUCCAAAAACUUCAAGAAGCAGAAGUUGUGGAGCAAAAUAAUUGGCUUCAAUCAUUGUCUACUCGACAAUCAUGUUACCGUUUCUCCUUCAAUGAGAUGAAGCGGGCAACAUCUAACUUCCACGACGAAUUAGUGAUCGGAAAAGGCGGGUUUGGAAAUGUUUACAAAGGGAGUCUUGCACCUGGAGCAACUGUAGUUGCCAUAAAACGGUUGAAAUCCAUGUCAAAUCAAGGAUCCACAGAAUUCCGUGCAGAGAUUGAGAUGCUCUCAAAAGUUCGGCACAGCCAUCUAGUGUCUUUGAUUGGUUACUGUGAUGAAGGUUAUGAGAUGAUUCUUGUUUAUGAAUUUAUGCCAGGUGGCACGUUGGCCGAUCAUAUUCAUAAGAGGCUUCGACAAGAUGACACUUCUUCUCCACCUCUUUCAUGGGUUCAACGUCUCAAGAUAUGCAUCGGAGCAGCUCAAGGACUGGACUACCUUCACACUGGAACAGGCAUCUACCAGAGAAUCAUACACCGGGAUGUAAAGAGCACUAACAUUCUACUUGACGAUAAUUUUGCAGCUAAGGUUUCUGAUUUCGGAUUAUCUAGAACAAGUCCAGCAAAUCAGGCAGAUACAUUCGUAAGCACUCAGGUGAAAGGAAGCUUCGGAUAUUUUGAUCCUGAUUAUUUCCGAACUCAAAGGCUCACAAGGAAAUCCGACGUGUAUGCCUUCGGUGUUGUGUUAUUUGAGGUCUUGUGUGGAAGGCCAGCAGUGGACAAGAGUCUGGAUGAGCAGCAAAUUGCUUUAGCUGGAUGGGCACAACAUUGCUUCAGAGAGAAACGCUUGGGGGAGAUUAUUGAUCCGGGAAUAAAAGCGAACGUGUAUCCUGAUUCUCUAGAUAUGUUUGUGAAAGUUGCAGUCCAGUGUUUACAUACCGAACCUAAACAGCGUCCCACUAUGGCUCAGGUUGUGGUUGGUCUUGAGUCUGCCUUGGCCUUGCAAGAAAAGAGCACAGAAUAUUGUUCUCCAGAGACAAUUAGUGAUGAUAAACAUGAGGUGGAUAAUGAAAAUUCUGAAAAUGAGAUGCGGGGUAUAUCUAGGGGUAUAUCCAGCAGUAGGCAUCAACAAAAGUGGUCUUCUACUUUUAAAAGAUUUUUUGCUCUACUCACACCUGCAGCUCUGGCCAGAUUAGUCCAAAGGUAUUCAAAGUCAGUAAAGUCAUCAAAUAUGAAGAUGUACACAUAUAAUGAUCUCUGUAUAGCUACCAGGAAGUUCCAUGCCGAUGCUGAGUUGUGGAAAGACGGUAAUUGUACCAUUUAUAAGGGUUACUUUGAUGAGAAAACAUACGCUGUUGCAAAAUGGGGUACUGGUCUGGUUACUGCAAUAAAGAUGUUCAAAGAUAGCGAAGCUGACAUUCAGGGGUAUUUGACAGAAUUCCUUACCUUACAAAAACUUUGUCAUCCUAAUAUUGUUAAAGUGAUUGGACUUUGCCUUGAUAACAAGGAACCGUUUCUGGUACAUGAGUACCCACCUCAUGGACGCUUGCACUGGCAUCUGUUUGAAACAGGGGAUUCUGACUCUGAAUCGCUCUCUUGGAAACUUCGUAUAAGUAUUGCUCAUGGAGCUGCUAAGGGGCUUGCAUAUCUUCACAGUCCAGAAGUAAAUGUUAUACAUUGCGAUGUCAGAACAUCCAACAUAUUGAUUGAUUCAAAAUACAAUUCAAAGCUCUCUGGUUUCUGUUGCUCUACGAACGGACCAGAAGAUGAAAGAUCCCAUGUUACUACAUUUGUUCGGGGAACAGAUGGUUAUCUAGAUCCCGCAUAUGUUAAUACAGGUCAUUUAACAAUGAAAAGCGAUGUCUUCAGCUUUGGAGUUGUCCUCCUGGAACUUUUGACAGGACGAAGACCAGUUUUCGAGUUUGAAACAGAGAAUACGAGCCUUGCUUAUUGGGCUCAGUCUCGGCUCAGCAAAGAGCAUGGGAUUUUGGAUAUAAUGGAUGCACAUUUGGAAGGCCAAUACACUGUAGGAGCAGCAUCAACAGCCUCUUCCCUCGCACUUAGAUGCACCUCAGUAGAUACCAAAUCAAGACCUGAUGCAAAGCAAGUAGCAGAAGAAUUAGAGCAGCUUCUUUCUUUAAUAAACCUAGAGGUCAACGAGAACGACUUAAGCAAGCCAACUGCACGGUGACAAUAAAUAAUGAUUUAAUGUAAUCGAUAUAUUUGAAUUUUGUCAUUUUUAUAGAAUACGUAUUGUACCAAUAAACCACUGCUCUUCCUCCAUGUAAUAUAUUUCUCUGUCAAA